Messenger RNA from Anopheles coluzzii, 1761 nucleotides. RefSeq lists its product as uncharacterized. NCBI's taxonomy places the organism in Eukaryota, Metazoa, Arthropoda, Insecta, Diptera, Culicidae. The transcript has a single exon. Bases 599 to 1639 code for a protein of 346 amino acids. The record is from RefSeq and is a predicted model, not a curated record.
UUAGAAAAACAGGUGAACCGAUAACACAUAACAAUUUUCACCAAAAAAAAAACGGCAUAGGUUAACAUAGGCGAACACUUAGCAAUUGAAACAGUUUAGACAUCGUAACCAUAAGCAUCUUAAGAGUUUCUAUGAUCGCCUGGAUGAUCGAGUGUCGAAAAGCCCGCUUCACUACAGAAUCCACCUCAGUUCUUGCUAAUUCGGCAAAACGAUGACGUUGCCUAACAAUGUUUGAAAGUCAUCCUGGCCAGCGCGAGAUCCAACUUACUACAAUUGUAAUUGUAAAAUUCUACACUUUUUAAACGUAGUGCAGAACGAGCGUUGCAGCCUUUCAUUUCAAUCUCAUAUUGAACGCCAUGUAAAUGACGUUUGACGUUUAAUUGUUCGGCCGCAUUUCCGUCGCGCUCCGUGAAUGUUCAAUAAUUUUCUUGUGUUUUCUGCGUCGCAUCGCAUUGUUGCCUAUUCUACGGACUAUUAAACUGUUUAACAUCAUCGUUUCGUCUUGGCGAAUUGUUUAGUUGCAUCACAACUGUGGUUUCCUGCUGUUUUUUCCUGCUCGGCUUAGCAGUGUUGUGCUGUGAUUACGCGUGAUUUCGCGAUGGCGGCUAUUUGCUUCUCGUGUGCUGAACCGCUAGAGGCCACCGGCUGCAUCAUCAGUUGUGCAUAUUGUGACGCUACGUUCCACCGCGGCUGUUGCAAAUUGCCCCCCGAGCUGAUUGACGCAGUAUUGUCCAAUGUCGACCUGCACUGGAGCUGCAUUGGCUGCACUAACAUGCUUAAAAAUCCGCGCUGCCGUUCGGUAAAAGAAAUAGGCGCCCAGGUCGGUUUCCAAGCCGCCCUCAACUCAGCUGUAGCAGCUAUUGGCAAGCUCGUUGAGCCUAUUGUCGCCGAAGUUCGCAGUGGUUUUACCCUCCUUCAAACUGCAUCCACGCCUCACAAUCGGAACUCUGAUCCUAGACCAGCUACUGGUAGAAAGCGGAGGCGCAUAAUCGAGGAUUCGGCAUCUCCUGGUGUAAACAAAAUUGUAAACAGUCGCGGUAACAUCCUUUGUGCCGCGUCAUCGCCAAACGCAUACACCAUCACCACGAUUGCCGUCCAGCCGGCACCUACACAACCGCAUGAACUGGUGGGAACCGAUCCGUUAUCAUCACCGCUUCAAGCUGCACCUCGUGAGCCAUUCACAGAUAGGAUCUGGAUCCGCCUAUCCCGCUUAUCAACGGCCGUCACUGUGGAACAAGUGGUCGCUUCUGUAAAGCGUCGCUUAGCCACCGAUGACGUUAUAGCGUAUUGCCUGCUGAGAAGAGGGGUUAGUGUGGACAGCAUGAAUUGGCUUUCAUUCAAAGUGAGGGUCCCGGCUAUCCUUCGAGAUGCGGCACUCACACCAUCCACCUGGCCCGUCGGUAUCGGUGUACGUGAGUUUUUUCAAUCCCGUCAACACGACCACCAAACCUCAUCUCCUAUAGCCACCCCAAACCGCUUUACAACACGCACACCAGCUACUAGUACUGAUCACCGCCAAGCCUCAUGCUCUGACAACGCAGCUCAAUUGACUUACCGUAUACCCGCUUUAUCCAACCGCCACAAUGACAACGCUACCGCUGAGUAUUUAAGCUGCUAUUAUCAAAACGUUAGAGGUUAGCGUACUAAAACAAAAGAAUUUCACUUAGCUGUUUCGGAGGCUGACUUCGAUCUCAUCGCCCUCACGGAAACUUGGCUUGUUGACAACAUUCCAUCUGCUCUUCUCUUCAGCAACAACUUCUC